Molecule: messenger RNA, 2929 nt
Organism: Suillus bovinus
Lineage: Eukaryota; Fungi; Basidiomycota; Agaricomycetes; Boletales; Suillaceae
Exons: 10
Coding region: 21-2759 (912 amino acids)
Biological process (GO): mitotic DNA replication checkpoint signaling; DNA replication initiation; mitotic G2 DNA damage checkpoint signaling
Source: RefSeq, a predicted model, not a curated record
AACCACUCACGUGAUCACCCAUGUACGCUGAAUUCUUGAACAAAUUAUUUACGAAGAAACCAUUCGGAGUGAUGCGUCGCUCGAACAAAUCACACAAGGUUCCCAAUGUUAAACUUAGACCUGCUCAACCACGAUCCAGUCAUGCUCACCCGAUGGACGCGCCAUAUGACCAUAGCUCAGACUUCGAACUUGUCCCUCCCAAUGCGAGUAUGAUUGACCUGUGUCCUAGACCGUUCAGGGGUGUUACGCUUUGCGCGACUGGUACAAUGGAUAAGGCUACCUUGUUUAAACAAGCAUUUGAACUCGGCGCAACAUCCACUAGCGACUUUACAGACAGAGUGACUCACUUAAUAGCGAACAAUCACGGUGGAGCGAAGUAUGCGUGCGCGCUAGAACGCAAAAUACCCAUCAUGCGUCCCGAGUGGAUAACAGAUGCAUACCAUGUUUGGUUGCGUGGAGAUGACGUCGACCUAGCAGAGACUGUUUCUACGCACCGCCUUCCCAUCUUCUCCGGUGUCAUACUCUCACUAUCAGGUAUUGAUGACAUUGAGCAACGUGCAAACAUAAACCGCACCCUCACUAGAUACGGUGGGACAUAUGUCAAAGCCAUAGAACGCCCUGUCAAGGUUACACAUCUACUAUGUGCGGGCGACAAUGAGACCGAGAAGAUGCGCUACGCUGAUAAAUUCAACAAACGUGGUGAGGCAAAAAUCCACGUUGUUUGGGAGGAGUGGUUCUGGGACUGCUUGGAAUUCGGAGGACGCUUCGAGGAAAAGCGUUACGUCGUCACCCGGCCGAGGCCAGAGAGGAAGACUAUGAACGAAGAGCUCACCACCUCAAUGCCAGUCCACGACUCUGCCCCAAGCACACAUCCUUCGAAUGCAAUUCCUGCCGACUGCCACCUACUUAGGACGUCCGCCCCACCGAAACCAAGUCACGAACAUGAUAUAUUGGAUGAGGAGGAACCUGCAUCCCUUGCACGCACUCCCGUUCGAGCAGUGACGCUUCAGCUCUGGGGGAGUCUCUUACGUCCACGUGGUUUCGAGAUCGAUCCAGUUGCGAACAAACUUGUGCGUAGUCCUUCAAAGUCACAGUCAAUAGCAAGUCCGCAGAUGUCGCCGACACGGUUACCAGCAUAUCUUACGCCUGAUGUGCGAACGAGAACUACAGAUAAGGUGAUAGAACCUCAAGGGAAAUCCGUGAUUUCGUCAUUCAAACGCGCCAAGUCGUUUGCGCCGCCUGCAAAGGAGCCGAUGACGCGGCAGCCGUUCAGGCGGACAACCACUAUUGCAGCUCUGGGACCUGAGGACGCAGAGGGGAGCACAUUACCUCGCCAACCUGAGGUGGAGGACUCUUCGAUAACGACACUCUUUGCGGGUUACUGCUUCCGUCUACUUGGGGAGGCGAAGUGUGCGAAUGUGCGCAAUGCUAUUGAUCGCGGGGGAGGCGUGGUCAUGGACGAAGAUACUGACGAUGUCGAUUUCAUCGUGGUGCGACUCAUUAGUGGGAGCAAACUCUACCAGAACGAACCUGAUGAGAGAUUACGCGCCAAAUAUCGCACAGAAUGUUGGCUCGAACACUCGGUCUUCCAAGAGCGAAUAUGUGGACCGCACGAGAAUAUAUCAUUUAGGCCUCUUAGCCUUCCUUAUCCAAUACCUAACACCGAACAAAUUAUUCUCAGCCUUUCUGGACUUGAUCAAUCUGAGCUAUGCUGGACAAAACGUUUACUGCGGGCGUUGGGUAUAACGCUUGCCCAGAUAUUCUCUCGACGUUCGACGCACCUACUUUGUCCGAGUGCUUGCGGUACUAAGUACGACAAGGCAAAAGAGUGGAACAUCCCUGUCGUGGGCAUGGCAUGGCUAGAGGAUAUGGCGAAGGAGGGUAAGGUACCUGACAUCAGCGAAUAUCUCAUUGGCGACAUUGGCAACCGAGUGGCAAAGGGUAAGGCAAAGGAGAUGGUGGAUACUACCAAUUCUCACAGCAAGUUUUUCGUAAAACAGCCACAUCUCUUGCAAGAUCUCCGAACACCUACUCUCCUUGACAUCGAGCAUGCUCCUCCAGCGACGUUCUUCGGCGAGUCGAAUGGCUCGCUCGACGGCGCUCUGCCACAAUGCGAGGGUGACGAUAGGGCGCGGUUUUCAACCUCUCCGCCUCCUCUGCCACCACAGAGUAGCUCACCCCCACUCGAAUAUGUUGCUGUGCACCCUGCACGCCGGAGACAUCUUUUAUCCUCUGAAGACCUUGAUCCUCCAGUCCCAUCCCUGGAUGAGAACGGACGCAUACCCUCCUCCAGCUCGCCAUCGCCAAUGAAGCUUCCACCCAGCUCAGGUGUACGGUUGACGUGCGAACCCUCGCCAGUGCGAGUGCCUAAUCCAAGAGACGUUGCCCGCGAGCUACAAGAAAGCCUGACAACGCUACUUGGGAAGAGACAGGUAUCAGAAGAUGACAUUAUGCGCCCGGAACAGCGAAAAGGCAAGCGGCCGCGCCCACUGCCGCGCCCCGGGGUGCAAUCUCGGCAGGAAUCACGCGAGACCAUCACUAGGGAGCCCCCGGCACGACUUGUGCCGCUUCCGCAGCCCAUGUAUUAUGACGCGAUGAGCCUGCUGGACGGGAGCGCGCGCCCGAGUGAGGAUAGUCUGCGCGUGACGUAUGAGGAUCCUGGGCAGGAGGCGGAGAAGCGGAAGCUGAUGGCUUUACUUGGGGAGGAGAAUGUGGGUAGGAAGGGCAGGAGGAAGAGCACGAGGAUAGCGGGUUACUGAUAUGCAUUCGAGUGCUGUAUCUCUUGUAGCAUAUUAUUAUAUCAUCUAGCCUGCCAGAAUAUUGAAACAUUAGCAUUAACAGUCUACAGGAGUUCAUGGGCAUUAAUGGGGUAGUGGUAACCUGGGUCGUUGCCAUCGACCCGCCGGGGGUUCGAUUCCCCCUUAAUGCA